CAUUUGCAGUGCCUUUUCCCUUACAGAGAGAGAGAGUUUCACUUCUGGGUUGUUCCCUUUCUUCCCGCUUUUGCCUCUCCAAGCAGAAUCUGUAAUGGAAGUAGUAAAGUCCUGGGGUCCCUUAGUUGGCUUCACCCUCUUGCCCAAUGCAGGAAGCAUUUGGGGAGCGAGGAUCGUGAGGAAAGAGCUUCCUACAUGGUAUGAAACCCUGGAGAAACCUUCCUGGCGGCCACCUAACUGGGUAUUUCCGCCUGUGUGGGCGACUUUAUAUUCAUCGAUGGGAUAUGGUUCUUACCUGGUGUGGAAAGAACUGGGAGGUUUCAAUGAAAAAUCCAUGGUUCCACUUGGUCUUUAUGCAGGAAACCUAGCACUGAACUGGUCAUGGGUUCCCAUAUUCUUUGGAAAGCAUAAAAUAGGAUGGGGACUGGUGACUAUACUGCUAACCACAGGAGCAGCCACAGCAACAACAACAGUCUGGUAUCAUGUCAACAAAACAGCAGCAUAUUUGUUGUAUCCUUACAUAGCCUGGUUAACUUUUGCCUCUGUGCUCAACUACCGCAUCUGGAAGGACAAUCAAAGUAAGAAACACAAGUAACUUGUACACAUUUUCCUAAAGCAAGCCUUGGCAAAAGCAGGACUUUUUUUUUUUAAAGAAAUAAUUUUCUAAAUUACUAUUCUGUUGCUUAAGCCAUUUAGGCAAUUGUGUGUAUGGUUUUUUUUUAAAAAAAUAAUAAUGUACAUGUUAACAUGUAAAUGGAAGUUUACGACAUAAAACUGAAAUAAAGUUCAGUGAGAGAUAAAAGAA
This is a messenger RNA of Sceloporus undulatus (fence lizard), 805 nucleotides long. RefSeq names its product translocator protein (gene TSPO). The coding region runs from base 95 to 595 and encodes 166 amino acids. Gene Ontology annotation, molecular function: cholesterol binding. Gene Ontology annotation, cellular component: membrane; endoplasmic reticulum. The transcript is spliced from 4 exons. The record is from RefSeq and is a predicted model, not a curated record. Lineage: Eukaryota; Metazoa; Chordata; Lepidosauria; Squamata; Phrynosomatidae.